UAGGCAUUCCCCAAAAUUCGACGGCUGGAAACACAGUCACAAGUGCAAUGUAGAAUUUAGGAACUCAGCUGAGCCGUUGGUUCAAUAUGGAUUGCAGCUAAACCUCGAUUUCACAGUCCCUUUCAUUCAUCCCACCAUCUUCCUAAGGCCCUUUGAGUUCUUGGGUCAUACGCAAACAUCAAAACUGCUAUUGGGUGUUUGAAAUUUGAGCAAAUUCUAUCCCUUUGGACCUCACCAACACUCGAGAGUGUAUUUCCUAUAAAUGGGUCUUUGAGUUUUUGGCUUUUCACCGUUUUGUUCGGUGUAUCUAGCCUUUCACACUGUUGGGUUCUUGCAAAACCUUUGAACUUUAGGUUGUUCUUGGAUUUUUGUUUAUUUAUUUAACGAAUAUGAUGAUGUUCAAAGAGUUUUGGGUAAAGAAGACAUUGUUAGGUCUCGGGUUGGGCCAAUUUCUCUCGCUUUUGAUCACUUCCACUGGCUUUUCAUCCUCUGAGCUAGCCAAAAAAGGAAUUAAUGCACCUACUUCGCAGUCUUUUCUGAACUAUGUGCUCUUGGCAAUUGUCUAUGGAGCUAUAAUGCUUUACCGAAGGAAACCACUUAAGGCUAAAUGGUAUUACUAUGUGCUUCUGGGAAUGGUAGAUGUGGAGGCCAAUUUUCUAGUGGUGAAGGCUUAUCAAUAUACACCUAUAACAAGUGUAAUGCUGCUGGAUUGUUGGUCUAUCCCAUCCGUUAUGCUUCUUACGUGGGUUUUCUUAAAAACAAAAUAUAGAUUUAGAAAGAUAACCGGGGUGGUGGUUUGUGUUGCUGGCCUUGUCAUGGUUGUUUUUUCAGAUGUUCAUGCAGGUGACCGAGCAGGAGGGAGCAACCCCCGUUUAGGAGAUGUGCUAGUAAUUGCUGGUUCUACGCUCUAUGCUGUUAGUAAUGUCAGUGAGGAGUUUCUAGUAAAGAAUGCCGACAGAGUUGAACUCAUGGCCAUGCUGGGCUUUUUUGGUGCCAUUGUCAGUGCUAUCCAAAUAAGCAUACUGGAGCGCAAUGAGCUCAAAUCCAUUCACUGGUCAGCCGGGGCAGCACUUCCUUUUGUUGGAUUUUCAGUGGCCAUGUUCCUGUUUUACUCAUUUGUCCCAGUCUUACUAAAGACUAAUGGGUCCACAAUGUUAAACCUCUCCUUGCUGACCUCAGACAUGUGGGCAGUCUUAAUUCGCAUUUUUGCUUACCAUGAGAAGGUUGAUUGGAUGUACUUUGUGGCCUUCGCUGGUGUUUGUGUUGGGCUUAUUAUUUAUUCAGGGGGUGACAAAGAAGAGGAUCAACAGUGUGCUGAUGUUGCGGAUGAAGGUGCAGAGCGAAGUAAACAUUUUGACGAGGAAGCUGCUUCAGUAAGUCGAGGAACAACAGUGACCGGGAGCUCAAAAACAGGGGAUAGCAGCAAGCAUGAGAUUGUUCCUGCUAGCAGUACAGAAGGAGAAGUCUCUGACAACAAGAGCAUAGGAAAAGAUGUUCAAGGGAGGAAAUCAUGAUUAAGAAUUUGCUUGUUGAAAAUUCGAUGGCCUUUAUCUACGUUCCUGACUAGAGAAGAUGAUGUUCACUGCGGUAAAGGAAGUAAUGUUGGCUUCAUGGCAUUGUUAUUUGAACAAAAAUUUGAAUGAUGGCUGUUUGAGGCAUGAAAAUUGUAAAUGCACAAUUUAUUUUUCCCGCAGAAUGUUGUUAUUUUUAAGGUUUUGGGAAUAUAAUUAUUAUUUGGUAGGUAGGUAGGUAGGUUGGUUUUGCAUUUUAAUAAUAUGAGUGUCAAUUUUCAUGUCUUAA
Prunus dulcis (almond) is the source of this 1800-nucleotide messenger RNA. Its product is annotated as solute carrier family 35 member F1-like. The coding region runs from base 390 to 1514 and encodes 374 amino acids. Gene Ontology annotation, cellular component: membrane. Lineage: Eukaryota; Viridiplantae; Streptophyta; Magnoliopsida; Rosales; Rosaceae. Gene Ontology annotation, biological process: transmembrane transport. The transcript is spliced from 11 exons. Gene Ontology annotation, molecular function: transmembrane transporter activity. The record is from RefSeq and is a predicted model, not a curated record.